Messenger RNA from Cicer arietinum (chickpea), 711 nucleotides. RefSeq lists its product as uncharacterized. Lineage: Eukaryota; Viridiplantae; Streptophyta; Magnoliopsida; Fabales; Fabaceae. Gene Ontology annotation, molecular function: sterol binding. The record is from RefSeq and is a predicted model, not a curated record. Gene Ontology annotation, biological process: sterol transport.
AUAUAAGUAUGCAUAAUUUGUAAUGCCAAAGUAGCAUUCAGAGAUACUCUGUUUGUUGCAUAAUGGCAAUUCAGUUUACUUCAAAGCUCAACUUCAUUUUAUGCUUAUCAUCCACUCUUAUGCUACUUUCCUUUUCUCAUUCUCAAGCUGAAUCUCAGUCUCUUAAAUACUGUGAAAAGAAUGCAGACUAUGCAGUUCAGGUCAGCAAUGUAGAAAUAUUACCUAACCCUGUGGUGAGAGGAGAGCCAUUCACCUUCAAAAUCGCAGCUUAUACCGAUGAACCAAUUCACAGUGGUGAUUUGAUAUAUGAAAUUUCAUAUGCUGGGAUAGAACAAUCUGCUGUAUUUCACCAUAGUCUAAGCGAGGAAACACCCCUUCCCGUCCGUCCAGGCCAAUUUUUGCUUACUCACACCGAAUUAUUGCCUCCCGUCACGCCACCGGGAACCUAUAAUGUGAAGCUGACCUUCAACAAUCAGAACGGCGAGCAGUUAACUUGCAUCGUAUUUCCCUUCACUAUCGGUGCUAAAUCUUCAGUAUCUGCUAUUUAACUGUCUAGGACUAAUCUGAACUUAGAUGUUACUUCAGAUUUGUGUAUGGUUUAGUUUUGAACCCAUAUGUGAACUAGUGAAGUGUCAUGCUACGCGCUAUGACUGAAUUGUUGUUUUACUUAUAAUAAUAAAUAAGUUGCCCGAGAUGAUUUUAACUUUCGCA